Messenger RNA from Loa loa (African eye worm), 1203 nucleotides. RefSeq names its product glycosyl hydrolase family 18 protein. The transcript is spliced from 8 exons. Gene Ontology annotation, cellular component: extracellular region. Gene Ontology annotation, molecular function: chitinase activity; chitin binding. Gene Ontology annotation, biological process: chitin catabolic process; carbohydrate metabolic process. The record is from RefSeq and is a predicted model, not a curated record. Bases 1 to 1203 code for a protein of 400 amino acids. NCBI's taxonomy places the organism in Eukaryota, Metazoa, Nematoda, Chromadorea, Rhabditida, Onchocercidae.
AUGUGCGCUGCACUUGACAUUCUUCUACAAAGUGUUCCUCAUUUCAAGGGCUUAAUAAAAGAAAAUCCACCUGUAAGCUAUUUCGAAGAGAAUUUAUGCACUCAUUAUAAUUUGAUCGGCUCCUGUACAAUCGACGAACAUUAUCACGUCGCUUUGCCUAAUACUACUACAGUAGCUACAGUAAGAGAGUGGUUGUAUGGUCAACGGUCACCUAAAUUGUUGAUUACUCUAACACCUGUUAACAGCCGUAUAUCACACCUCACAAAAAGCAAUGAACUAAGAAAAAAACUGGUGGAAGAUGUAACACAGUAUUUGGUGGCGAACGAGGUUGACGGUUUCGACAUCGAUUGGGAAUUCCCGGUAUGGAGUUGGGAUGCACAGCCUACGGAUAGAAAAGGUCUAUCUGUCCUUGUCAAAGAACUACGAGAAAGUUUCGAUCAGGCGAAACGCAAUCUACUGCUAAGUGCAGCAGUGGCUGCACCCGCUACAAUUGUUGAUAAGGCUUAUGAUAUUAAUUCAUUUAACAAGUAUUUGGACUAUGUCCAAAUUAUGAACUACGAUUUCCAUAUGUACUCCAAGCUAGAACCUUUCACAGGUUUUAACGCACCACUGUUUCGUAAACCGUAUGAAUUUGGAAUAUUCGGCAAAAUGAAUUCGCAUUAUUCGACUCAACACUGGCUCAAAAGGGGUCUCUGGGCCAACAAGACCAUAUUCGGCAUACCCACGUACGGACGUGGAUAUACGCUUCUCAGCAAGUACCUUCACUUCCUCUACGCUCCAGCUAUCGGACAUGCAAAUAUCGGUGCCAUGUAUUCAUUUGUGUGUAAUCUGACGGAAACAAAGAAUUAUAAAUAUGUGUUCGAUGGAAAGACACGAUCAGCAUAUAUUUACGGUGGUGAUCGGCAAUGGUUAGGACUAGAAAAUCCAACAGCGAUGUUUUCAAAGGCGAAUUACACGAAAGCACACAACCUUGCCGGCAUUAUGAUAUACGACCUGGGAUCCGAUGAUUAUAAGGGGGUGUGCAAGCUUGGAACAUAUCCGUUGAUAAAAGCCGCCAAAGUGGCAGUAAUGAGAAACAAAAGCGGGAAAAAGCAAAUCGAUAAAAAAUUACGUAGCUAUUGGAAAAAAGAGAAAAGGAAUGAUGGAAGAAGUCUAGAGAGAGGAAAAGAAUAUAACGAGGAACACUCUAACUAUUCAAGUUAG